Oppia nitens is the source of this 826-nucleotide messenger RNA. RefSeq names its product coenzyme Q-binding protein COQ10 homolog B, mitochondrial-like. The record is from RefSeq and is a predicted model, not a curated record. The transcript has 2 exons. Gene Ontology annotation, cellular component: mitochondrion. The coding region runs from base 122 to 826 and encodes 234 amino acids. Gene Ontology annotation, biological process: cellular respiration; ubiquinone biosynthetic process. Gene Ontology annotation, molecular function: ubiquinone binding. NCBI's taxonomy places the organism in Eukaryota, Metazoa, Arthropoda, Arachnida, Sarcoptiformes, Oppiidae.
AGUCAGCUGUCAAUCACAUGACUAUUAAAUUAAAUUGUUUAUAUAAUUAUUAGAAAUUAAUGAUUGUAUUGAUUGUAUUGAGAUUAUAAUAUCAGUGACACAAACAUUGAUUUAGGAUAUAAUGUAUUCAAGCAAUCAAUUGAUGGUUUGUGUGCACCGAUGCCGACAAUUGGCCGCUUCGGGUCAUUAUUAUCGACCCAUUUUGGCCAACAGUUACUCUCAUAAAUUAAAUAGUAUUAAGACAUUUACAAGACAUGACCACCAAGUGAUUCGCCAAUUCUUUAGACUUCCAUUUAAACCAUUCAAAGGACAGACAAAUAUAUCAAAAGUGAAGAAAUAUAGUGAACGACGAGUACUUGGAUAUUCAAAGGAACAGCUGUAUGAAGUGGUAUCUCUGGUUGACGACUAUCACCUAUUUCUUCCGGCAUGUGUUAAGUCACAUGUGUUUGAACGCCGUAAUGGUUUUCUAUUGGCUGAACUGGAGAUCGGUGUCCCACCGAUUAUUUGGGAGAGAUAUACAUCUCAAGUAACUCUUAGAAAACCCAAUUCUGUGAUCGCAAGAUGUAAUGACGGAAAACUAUUCAAUUAUUUGGAGACUCACUGGACAUUUGGCGACGGAUUGCCUCAUAUUAAACAAAGCUGUUGUCUUGACUUUAGGAUAUCAUUUGAAUUCAAAUCAUUAAUUCACUCACAAUUAUCUCACGCCUUCUUCGAUGAAAUGGUUCACAAGACUGUCAAUGCAUUUCUCAAAAGAGCUGAACAAUUGUAUGGAAAACAAUGUUUUAUACCAAAUGCCAGUUCAUUGACUCAAAAAACAAUGAGUUAA